AGUGAUAUCGAAAUCUACGUCGCGAGUGCAUCAAAAUAAAAUUACAUUCAAUAAUAUUUUGCAGCGUGAUUCGUGAGUCUGUGUGUGUGUUUGUUCUGUGCAUUGUGCGAAACGGGGAAAAACUUAUAGCUGGCUUAGUAGCAUAUUUGGAAUUCUGUGGAUUUGUUUUUCCUAAGGUGGAAUUCGUGUCCAGUGAUACAGUGCAAAAUUACAUGUUUUCCCGACGAAGAUAAUAAGUUGUGAUUUCCUGAGCUUGUGAGGAAGGUGAUCAAAUGUCGCACUGGGCUGGUUGUUCUUUGACCCCGUUCUGGUGCUAGUUCGAGUGAAAUCUUUGUGUGAAUCGUGUACGAUUUGUUGGAGUUGCUAUUUUGUGUUCGGAUCACAACAAUGCCGAUCCUGUACAGCGUCAUCACCCGUGGCCUGACGGUCCUGGCCAAGUAUGCCGAGUGCGUUGGCAACUUUGCCGAAGUGACCGAGCAGAUCAUACCGAAGAUAAAGCUGGACGACCACAAGCUGACGUACUCGCACGGGAACUAUCUGAUACACUACAUCUGCGAGGAUAGGAUCAUCUACAUGUGCAUUACGGACGAUAGCUUCGAACGAGCGCGCGCCUUCCACUUCCUGGCAGAGAUCAAGAAGAAGUUCAUCCAAACCUAUGGCCUCACGGUGGCGACGGCGAUCGCAUUCGCCAUGAACAGCGAGUUCUCCCGGACGCUGGACCAGGAAAUGCAACACUACAGCGAACUGCGGGACGUGGACAAAAUCAGCCAGGUGCGCGGCGAGAUCGACGAGGUGAAGGACAUCAUGGUGAAGAACAUCGAAAACAUCACCAACCGGGGCGAGCGGUUGGAGCUGCUCGUCAACCAGACGGAGAAUUUGCGAAACAAUUCGGUAACAUUCCGCCAGACGUCCCGCAAUCUGGCCCGGACGAUGUUCUGGCGCUCGGUUCGGAUGUACUGCCUGAUUGCGGCGAUCCUGCUGUUUGUGAUCUACAUCGUGAUCAGCAUGUCCUGUGGAGGUCUUCUGUGGUCCAGCUGCAUACACAGCGGCAGUAAUACGGCCCCCGUUACGCCACCUCCAGCACCGUCACCGCCGGGAUUAGAAGACGUUUAGGUCCCGGAGGGACUGUAAUUCUACUUCGUUGAUGCAAUUGGAAAAGACUUGAAUAAAUUGUGGAUGGUGGAAGGUGGACCCCUUUUUUAAGUAGGAAACUUUUGUCACCUAAUUUGUCGUAAUCAAAUCAAAGGAGCAGACCUUCCUACUGCUACUUUUACACUUGGAACAGAAAGUAUCUUAAUCCCUCAACAGAACUCGAUGCAGUUCCCGAUCUUCUUUGUAGCCUUGUUUCAUACGGUUAUAUUUAAUCGCUAGCAUAGAAUGAUACCCAAUACUACGAAUCGUUAUCACUUAUGGAAUGCUUCAAA
Ochlerotatus camptorhynchus is the source of this 1424-nucleotide messenger RNA. It is a transcript of the gene Vamp7, whose product is annotated as Vesicle-associated membrane protein 7. Gene Ontology annotation, biological process: vesicle fusion; exocytosis. The record is from RefSeq and is a predicted model, not a curated record. Gene Ontology annotation, molecular function: SNARE binding; SNAP receptor activity. Gene Ontology annotation, cellular component: SNARE complex; membrane. Bases 388 to 1113 code for a protein of 241 amino acids. The transcript is spliced from 4 exons. NCBI's taxonomy places the organism in Eukaryota, Metazoa, Arthropoda, Insecta, Diptera, Culicidae.